AUGCCAUCAGCCGAUCCUUCCCACUCUCGCCUCUUGGAUCUGGAAGAGCUCGAGUCGGAAAAGACCCCGCUGUUUGUCAUCAAGAUUGGUGAGAUUACACCGGAAUACGAUAUUGCUUUUUGCAACCAACCAUUCCGGGCACUUGAUCUGCGCGGUCCUAUCCUAGCUCAAGGCAGGGAAGCGCUCCUCUUCCGAUCGUGGACACUGGCUUUGGGCGAUUUUAAACCAGAAUACUACUUCUUCAGCAGAAGAUGGGUUGUAGAGUACGCGGGCCGGUCUGGCAGCUGGAAGAUAAUAAGAGCAAUCAGCUCCGAAACCCCGGAAAAAGAUCAACAAUCAUUAGACGAAAAGGCAAAUAGAAAUGGCCAUUCUAGUAAUGAUCGAGGCCUGAUUUCCUCACGCUCAAGGACGGAUCUCGACAAACAAGUUAAACCUGAGAAACCAAAGUCACUCAAGAGUCUGCCCACUACCAACCUUAAUGCCAGAUGGGAAAGCAUUCAGACGAUGAUGGAGAUGAGCGAUGUGGGGGUAUUCGAAUACAACUCUUCAGGAAAACUGAUGCAUGCAAAUGAGGCCUGGUAUAGGCUCAGCUCUCACCCUGGGAUACUUGAGCAUUCAGAAUUCUCUUUUAUGGACCUCGUUUACCCUGAAGAUCAGGCAUUAGUCAUGUCCAUGUGGAAUAGACUGGCUCUUGGCAGAUCCGUCACUUUCGAGAUGCGUUGGAAACCGCGCCCUGGAUCAACGGAUACUGCCCAGUGGGUGCUGUCAGCUUGUGUGCCUGUUCUCGACGAUGAAGGAAAUCUGAUAAGUAUUGCUGGCAAUACAAUCGACAUCAACGCCCAGAAAAAGUCACAAGCAGCAGCACAGGCACAGGUCGAGGCUCUCAAGCAAGCACGAAUGGCAGAGAUGAAAUUCGCCCGUUUUGCCCAGGUAUCUCCGGUAGCAAUAUACAUUUACGUUCCUGAGAGUGGCAUGAACUUUGUAAAUGAUCAAUUCUUCGAAUUGACUGGCCACGCUCAUGCACCGGUGAACCAAUUCGAGUGGUUCGAUCUCAUCUCAGAUGAAGAUGUAUCCAGAGUCAAGAACGACUGGGAAAACAUGUUCAAAGGUGGAAAGUCUAAUGGAGUGCAGUUUCGGUUAAAAAAGACUUGGGUCAACCAGGAUGGAAUGCGCUCGAACAUCUGGGUGCAAAGCUCAAGCUAUCCAGAGCUCGACGAGAGUGGCAAAGUUAUUAGCAUAAUGGGAACAUUGUUUGAUAUCUCGCAAUUCAAAUGGGCCGAAGAUGUUCAACGUCGCCGGAUAGAGGAAGCAUGGGAGGCGAAACGACAACAAGAAAAUUUUAUCGACAUGACCUCUCACGAAUUGCGUAAUCCCCUUUCCGCCGUCAUACAGUGUGCCGAUUCAGUCAUUGCUUCAUUGCAGCAGUUGCUAUCUCGAGAACUUAAAGCGCCUGGCCAGAGUUUGAGUGCUGCAAAAGUUUCAGCAGAGAUUCGAAGCUGUAUCGAGUCAUUGCUGAUCAUUGUGUCAUGUUCAAUGCACCAGAAGCGCGUGAUUGACGACGUUCUUACACUGUCAAAGCUCGACUCUGAUCUGAUCUUGAUUACGCCGAUGCGUGUACAGCCCGCCAUAGUAGUCUCGGACGCUGUAAAAAUGUUCGAGGUCGAAUGUAGCCAGUCAGAUAUCAAACUUACCUUCCAUGUGGACGAGACGUUCAAAGGUAUAGAGUGGGCGAUGUUAGACCCUUCGCGUCUAUUACAAGUUCUCAUCAACCUGCUCACUAACGCCAUCAAAUUCACCAAGGACCGCAUUCGGAAGACAAUUGCUGUUACGAUCGGCGCGUCAUGGACCAGGCCACCUAAAUGCUGGGAGGAAAUCACAUUUAGCGAUGAUGAACGCGAUAACAUCAAUAUCACGGACAAGCCGGAAUGGGGGCAUGGCCGUAAAGCAUUCCUGUGGCUCAAAGUACAAGAUUCUGGGUGCGGCAUGACCAUGGAGGAGCAGAAGAAACUAUUCGCCCGCUUCUCACAAACGACGCCUCGAACACACGUCAAGUAUGGCGGAUCGGGCCUUGGACUUUUCAUUUCCAAAUCGCUCACCAAAUUGCAAGGUGGAGCAAUUGGUGUGAGUUCCGCAAAAGGGGAAGGAUCAACAUUUGCAUUCUACAUCAGCAUCCGACUGGCAUAUCCGCCAACUGACCAAAUCGUUGGACGAGCAUCACAAGCCCAACCCAUUCUCGACCGCACAAUAACCGGCGAAGAAGCCAUGCGCAUGAUCAAACUCAACGUCCUCAUCGUAGAAGACAACCUCGUCAACCAAAAAGUCCUGCGAAAACAACUCGAGAAAUUCAAAUGGAACGUCAGCGUCGCCGGAAACGGCCAGGAAGCUCUCGAAUGGCUCAAACACAGCAUAUACUGGCAACCCGACUCCGACAGCAGCCCCACCCAAGCAGACUCCCCCAAACACGACCUCGACAUCAUCCUCAUGGACAUCGAGAUGCCAAUCAUGGACGGCCUCACCUGUGCCCGCCUAAUCCGCGACUACGAGCAUCAAGGCCUCCUCGCCUCCCCUUCCCCAGCUUUCUCGCAACUCCGCCGCCUCUCCGCCAUUUCCGUCUCCCCCAUCCAAUCCUCAAACCACAACGACCCUUUUUCCGCGUCCCUAGCAAAACACCGUUACUCCACCUCGUCCCUUGACAGCAAUAAUAACCCUGCCCACCGCCAGUUUCUGCGCCUCCCUAUACUGGCGGUUAGUGCGAAUGCGCGCAUGGAGCAGGUCGAGCAGGCGCUCGCGUCCGGCAUGGAUGAUGCCAUUUCAAAGCCCUUUCGCAUUCCUGAGUUGUGGCCCAAGAUUAGGGGGUUGGUGAAGAGGGUGGCGGAUGCUGAUGCGGACGUGGACUUGUGA
Molecule: messenger RNA, 2901 nt
Organism: Bipolaris victoriae FI3
Lineage: Eukaryota; Fungi; Ascomycota; Dothideomycetes; Pleosporales; Pleosporaceae
Exons: 6
Coding region: 1-2901 (966 amino acids)
Biological process (GO): phosphorelay signal transduction system; phosphorylation
Molecular function (GO): phosphorelay sensor kinase activity; protein binding
Source: RefSeq, a predicted model, not a curated record